This is a messenger RNA of Athalia rosae (coleseed sawfly), 6925 nucleotides long. It is a transcript of the gene Med, whose product is annotated as mothers against decapentaplegic homolog 4. Gene Ontology annotation, biological process: regulation of transcription by RNA polymerase II; anatomical structure morphogenesis; cell differentiation. The transcript has 12 exons. The coding region runs from base 1018 to 3024 and encodes 668 amino acids. Gene Ontology annotation, molecular function: DNA-binding transcription factor activity, RNA polymerase II-specific; RNA polymerase II cis-regulatory region sequence-specific DNA binding; I-SMAD binding. Lineage: Eukaryota; Metazoa; Arthropoda; Insecta; Hymenoptera; Athaliidae. The record is from RefSeq and is a predicted model, not a curated record. Gene Ontology annotation, cellular component: heteromeric SMAD protein complex.
GUUUUACACUGAGAGUUUCUUUCCUGACGACAUGUAUAGUCGUUGGGAGAUUCGCGCCUGUGAACGUCUUUGAAAAUGGCUGAUUGUAUGAUUGUAUCGUCGUGUAUUCUGGAAAUUAAAUGAGCUGUUCUGCGUAUCUCGCAGAAGAGGCGGAUAUUCGUAACAUAAAAGCUGAUACAAAGCUGAAUCGUGGGUGUGGUGUGAGUUUAAAAAAAAAUCAUUGACGUGAGGUUUUAUUCAGAUGGUGACGCAAAUGAAAUGGAUUUUUGUUAAUAACAAACGUAUGUAUACACACAUAAUUAUUUGCUGCGAGUUGUGUCAACGAUGUUUGGCACCAGCUUAUUAUCAUCGGUGUAAAACUUUGGUGCAAAACUUUCAAUAAUUUACGGAUGAAAGUUAACUAUAUGCCGGUCGAAGAAAUUGAUCAUAUGAAAUUAUUUGCUGCGGGGCACGCCAGUUGCACCAGCGUGACUUAAACUAUUAUCAACGUUUUGGGCUACUGAAAACGCAGUUUCGUUUUCGAAAAAAUUUGAUAAAUAGCAAAUACCAGGAACAACUUGCAUGUGUUACGUUCAUGUAUAUCUAUACCCUCGUUCGAUUAAUUGACAGCUCGAAGACCCUACGGAAUCGAAUAGCUCACUUCAUGCGCUUCUACGGUUUGCAACAAGGGCUUUGUUUUUCUACGAAAAUUGCAACAGUAACCCAAUCGUUCGCGUUAUUAUCGACGACACCUUCGAACUGGUGACAAAUAGUGGGGUGAAUAAAAAUAUAUAUAUCUACGACGUUACCGAAUCUAUGGUGGUUUACAUACCUCAUUAAAAGUCAAUUGAUCCGUCAAAGAUAACGGAAUAACUCUUCUGAUAAAUCCUUUAACAAGUUUCACGUAUGGAAAAAUUUACACGCUGCUAGAUGGUAGAGCUUGAAAGAAUAUUGUCUGGGGCUGGGAGCACCGUGAGGUUGGACCAGAUUUCAUAUUCAAAAGGAUAACAAGGUACAGCCGCCACGGCUUUCACCGAGAUGGUCGGACUCGCGGGUGGGGGAGCACAUCUCUAUCCCUCGCCGAUGCCCCCCAAUCCCGAGUUAAGGGAAAUGACUGGUAUAGCUCCGAGUGCACCUACCAGUGCCGAUGCAUGUCUCAGCAUAGUCCACUCGCUUAUGUGCCAUCGUCAAGGGGGAGAGAGCGAGGGGUUCAGCAAGAGAGCGAUAGAAUCUUUGGUCAAAAAGCUGAAAGAAAAAAGAGAUGAACUGGACAGCCUUAUAACAGCGAUUACAACCAAUGGAGCUCAUCCUAGUAAAUGUGUGACCAUUCAGCGGACGCUCGAUGGCAGACUACAGGUAGCAGGACGAAAGGGAUUCCCCCAUGUGAUUUAUGCUAGGAUUUGGCGCUGGCCUGAUCUUCACAAAAAUGAGUUAAAACAUGUGAAGUACUGCCAAUUCGCGUUUGACCUCAAAUGCGACUCAGUAUGUGUCAAUCCUUACCAUUAUGAAAGGGUUGUUUCACCUGGAAUAGACCCGUUCUUUACAGACCUGUCUGGGCUGACGCUGCAGUCUGGUGUUGGAGUUGGUCCGGGAGGCCGUUUGGUCAAAGACGAAUAUACUGUGGGAGGUGGAGGAGGCGGAGGAGGAGGAACUGGAAUGGAUGUAGAUGGUGAGAUCAAUCAAACGAUUCAGCACCAUCCACCACCACCACCUCCGCCACCCAACAAUCCGCAACCUUCUCAACAAGCCUUCAUUCCUGGGCUACCACCGCCUAAUCCAGCUGGAAAUGAAGGCAUGUUUGUCGCGGGCGGGAGUGCGGGUGGUGGCAACCCACAAACCAAACUGGAAGAGAACAAUUGUCCUCGACAAACGUGGAUACCCACGCCACACCACCCUGCAUCUCGUAACAUGCACCAUCCUGUUGUUCACCCUAUUGGGCAUUCAGUAGGAAAUCAACAACAGACAUUGAAUCCAACUGGAAGCACUGCUGGUAAUUCACAAAUCUUAAAUACUGCUCAAGGACAGUCCACUGAACCUUUUUACGGGGCAGCUACAUCUCCACAAGAUCUGAAUCAACCCCCAACCAGCGUUGAUGCGUUAGCUGCAUCUCUUGGGGGUGGCCAGAGUUCACCCGUAUCACCUGUUCAUAUGCAUCAUCAGAAUGGAUUUGCAGUUGCGACUGUGGCGAAUCCUUAUAACACUGGAGCUCCUCAAUGGACGGGAGCAAACACUCUCACGUAUACCCAGAGCAUGCAGCCACCAGAUCACCGUCAUCUUCACGCAGCAUCUUACUGGGGUACUGGACAUGGAGGAGAUGUUGGUGGAAGCUUGGGAGGUUUAUUAUCCACACAACCAGCUCCUGAAUACUGGUGCUCGGUAGGUUACUUUGAACUGGAUGCCCAGGUCGGCGAAACUUUUAAAGUCAGCAGUGGGUGUCCAACUGUAACGGUGGAUGGAUACGUUGAUCCUAGUGGUGGAAAUCGCUUUUGUCUCGGAGCAUUGAGUAACGUACAUCGUACCGAACAAAGCGAGCGUGCUCGUCUUCACAUUGGUAAAGGAGUGGUGCUGGACCUUAGAGGUGAAGGUGACGUUUGGCUUCGUUGCCAAAGUGAGCAUAGUGUUUUUGUUCAAUCAUAUUAUCUCGAUAGAGAGGCUGGACGAGCACCUGGUGACGCUGUGCAUAAGAUUUAUCCAUCUGCUUAUAUCAAGGUCUUUGAUCUUCGUCAAUGCCACAAGCAAAUGCGAGGGCAAGCUGCCACUGCUCAAGCUGCAGCAGCAGCACAAGCGGCUGCUGUUGCUGGUCAUUUGACUCAUGGCGCACCGAUUACCAAAAGUCUAAGUGCGGCAGCUGGUAUUGGUGUGGACGAUCUACGUCGACUGUGUAUCUUGCGUCUGAGUUUUGUAAAAGGAUGGGGACCAGAUUAUCCUCGACAGAGUAUAAAAGAAACGCCCUGUUGGAUCGAGGUUCACUUACAUCGAGCCUUGCAGCUUCUAGAUGAAGUGCUGCAUACGAUGCCAAUCGACGGGCCACGUGGUAUUGAAUAAACACUCCUCACCAUUUUCAGUUAAUUGUAAGUGAACUUCAGAAUUUCUCUAUAUUUUAUUUAUCCGAGGGAUGGGAGUAACUGUUGAAUGUGACGAUCAUAAAUUGAUAAAUUUAUGAACCAAAGCGCAUGGACCAAAAAUCAACAAAUGGUUCAAAAAAUAGGUGACUUGCUGCUUAUUGCAUACGAAUAUCAUGUCGUAUUUGAUUCUGUGCUAUAUCGGUACAGAUAUACACAUACAUACAUAUUUUCUCCACCUUUCGCCGUCGGUUGUUCCGUUGAAGUAGUUUGACGAUUUCUCCAAUUAACUGAUGGGCUGUAACUCAACUUACAAGUUUUGGGUAAUGACAAACAUUUGGAGAACAUUUGAUUACAUUCUUAAUAACUUUGAGACCAUGAUUCGUAUGCCGGCUGGUGGAGGAGACCAUUGCUUGAAACUCCCGGUGAAAAAACAUUUCCUGAAAUGCCAGUGAAUAUUGAUAAAGUAAUGGAAUGGAAGAGGUGAAAUAUAAAUUCUAAUUUUUACGAAAUUAUCAUUUUGGCCGAUAUGGCAAAAUUGAAUACUUUGAACUAUCGAUCGAAUUUGUACUUUGUAUGAUACAAAGCGAUACGGAGAUUGCUGUGUACAGAAAAUCAGAAAAUCGGCAUGUUUGUGCUGUUGUGCAAUACAAAAUUUUAUUUUUUGAUCACCCAAAUUAGAGAUGUAUUUAAGAAUGAAACAAAGAUAUGAAAAGGUAGCAUAUUCUUAUAGCGCGCUUAAGAGGUUUUUUUUAGGGUUUGUAAUUACGUGAAAUGAUUUUGCUUUCAUAGGAAUGCUGUUAUGUCGUUUUUCUAAGUUGAGAUAUGUGAAAGACAGUAGUGUCAGUACAUUUUUACGGAACAGCUCAAUAUUUGUAUUGAAGUUAUGAAAUAUUAAAAGAAGAAACAAACAAUCUAGACAACGCCAACUUGAUAUGAGUAAUUAAAGUCACCAAUAUACAUGAGUGUAUAUAAGUUUCAUGAUCGAAAAAAGUAGGUAAUAUUGUUUGGUGGCUGGUGGUAUUUCAUAGAGCAAAGUAUGUUUCAUAAACAAUCAAUUGAUUUUCUUAAUAGCAUAGUUUACUAUCAAGACAUUUCUGAUUAAAUAUUUUGUAUUAGCUUAGUAUUUGUUGAGAAAUUGAAUUACUAACCGAUUUAUUAUAUAUAUUCGUGCGAAUAUAUGUUAUUAUAUGGUAAUUAGUACCUUCUAUUGAGUAGAGAUUUGACCAAAAUUUUUAUAACUAUGAAUUAUUAUAAAAGAAAAAUUGUUUUAUCGCUUGUUUUUAUUGACGCGUAUUAUAUUUUUGCUUUGUUGUAUGGAGUAGAGAUUAUUUAGCGAUUUGUUUUCAUCUUGACGUGUAGAACUUUAAUCACCUACGUAUAAUGAUUAUAUAAAGUAUCAUCAUCAUCUUUUUUGUCCAAUUUUUUUGUUUGUUACUUUCAAUCUUCAACUUUGUACACCUUACAUUACAUAUUGUAUUAUCAUGUCGUACGUUAUAUCAUAUGUAUAUGACAAUGCAGUUAGCAUUGUAACACUAGUACUAAAUGAUCCAUCUAUUGUCUAUUUACCGUCAAACACAGUUUGGUUGUGACUUAACAUUAUGGCUUUUUGUUCGUUAAAGUUUCAACGUGUUAUAAAUUAUUAAUCGACUUACAAAGCACAGCUAUUUAAUAGUAUUGUUAGUAACUGGCGGCUGAUGAAGUUGCUGAACAAUUAAAAAUGCGAGCCUAAAUGUGUUACAAUCCUGUAAAAGGGAACAGAAAAUGUCAAAUAAAAGUUUAAUCUUUCUCGAUACCAUUAUAAAUGUUAUCGAUCACAGUUUUGAGCAGCAGAAUUCGAGCGCAUAUACCCGCGCUCGUAUAUUAUUAUAGUAAUGUACGUGCCAUUUUUUCGUUGUUUUUAAUUAUACUAUGUAUUAGGUUCACAAGCUCCAAAUGCGUCUGUGUAGCUUUUUUCUGCGAUCCAAAAUUCUACCUUCAACAACCGCGCUGAACUCAGAUUUGCUAUUGUUUCAUUUUGGUACUGCUAAUUUACCCCACGUAUUAAAAGGCUUCACAAGUUCACUUAUACUCGUGAAGGGUAUUACUAAGAUGAAUGCAGUUCCGAUCACGGUAUUGCAUGUGGAGUCUAUUUAUUGACAAAGAUCAGUUAUGUAGCAUUUGAUGCAACGAUUUAAAACUAAACGACGUGCAAUAGUCCAAAUCUGUAACAAGGAUGCAACUUCACUUGCAGACCUAAUCAUAAAGUACCUAAGGCACUAAUUUGUGUCAACCCUUGCAGUUUCUUUUUUUUUUUUUUUGUUUGUAUUUUUUUUUUUUUUACAAUUAUUCGAUUAUUUGUAAGGAAUAGAAUAUCUGUAAUCUUUUUAUGUUAUUAUAACUGAACUGAUGUAAUGUACUUCAAUCUGCACAUGAAAUUUGAUACAUCUUCACAACUGGCUGUUUACAAAGGUGACACGGUGUAGCUUAAGCAUUUUCGUUACUUUUAGAUACGUUCAAUUUGUUGAGCAGUUUAAGCAUCUUGUUUUAAAAAUAUAAGAUACUAAUUUAUGUACCCGAGUUAGGUGUAAGAAUUUUAGUUAUGUACGUAAUUUAGAUAUUUUUUGAAUCAUCUGAGAAAGAAAUAGAUAACUAUCUUAUAUCCUUUGCAACCGAACACAUUAUGAUCUCGAAUUUAAAAUAAUCGAUUAACCAUAGCUUAGUUACUGCCUUAUCAAGGUCUCACCAUCACUUCAUGUAAUACCCAUGUAAUUUAUCUUAUUCUUCAAAGACACACUGGAAAUACAUUCGUACAUAAGUGAGCAGAUACAAAUAACUAAUAUUAUUACAUGUGUCCAAGUUGAAAAAAAAUAUUAUAGACAUAUUACCUAGAAUCAAUUUGUACAAAUCGGUCUUUCUAUUAUCAAUCAUUACCUAUACGUUUUGAAGCAUCUAACGAAGGAAAACAGGGAAGAGUAAACGAAAAAAUAUAUACUAUAUAUACAUAUAAUUAUUUCUAUUAUAUUCAAUGAUAUUUGAGGACAGAGUGAAUCGUGUUCAAGGUAUCACUUCUGAUUCUGCAAAUAUACACUGAAAAUUCAAUGGUUUUAAAUAAAAGCCAAAGAUAUGUUAGAAAUAAUAGAUACUGUUUUGACACAAAAAAAUAAUAUUCGGUUUGAAACAGAUAACUUACAAAUAGGUACGCAUUCACUGGAUUGUAAUUAAACCUAUUUAGUACGUUUCAAAUUAUUCGGGGGUCGUGUGUGGCUGAUUAGAGUAUUUUAAUGUGCCAUGGGAUUAGAGAGCAGAGAUACCAGUAGCUAAUAAACUAAUGAACUUAGCGUGGUGAUCAGAAAUGAUACUGACUUUCUAGGAUAUAUUUUUCCACUUUGAAAACAACAAUUUGUCAGAACAAAUCUUCAAUAAUCUAGACGGUUAAAAGUUUUAUUUUAUAAGAUAUAAUGCCAAAUGUUAACCAGAGAUUUUACACGUUGAUUUCGUAAAAUUGAUCUGUUUGGAUCUCCUGUAUCAAUGUCCCUUGUGUUCAUUUAUGUGUCAAUACGAUCAAUUAAUAAUAUUAAAAUCUGUGAAUCUCAAUAAUCAGACAAUCAGAAGUUUUACAAACAAUGCAAGAUUUUUUACUUACCGAUGAAUUUUUGUAAAUAAAAGUACCAUUGUUCAUCCGCAAACAGAUCGAAAUUACGUUUGAUACGUCGUGUGUCAUACCUCCUAAUAUCUGACGAGUGCACGUCGUUACAACUCUACGUUAAAAUGAUUUUAAUAAAUAUUAUAUGAAGCUACUCGUGUAACCAGACUUCAACAAUGUGUCAGCAAUAUUGUUUUCUCUUUUUUGUAAAUAAACCAUGUUAUACAUCAUUUUCAAUAAACGAAUUCUAUAACAGGAA